AUGGAGCCUCUGUUUGGGGUUGUGCUGGGUUUGAUUCUGGCAUUCGCUUCACCAGCCCACGACAGCUGUACCUGUGCGACCAACAAGUGGGCAGUGUGUGCCCAGGAUGGCCUAGGGAACUGCACCUGCAGGCUGGCAGGUUCAGAUCACCCUGUAGACUGCUCAACCCUGACUUCUAAAUGCUUCCUGAUGAAGGCAGAAAUGAUCCCCCUGAAGGAGAAGCGCCUCUGGAGACCUCCCCAGGGGCUGUCAGACAGCGAUGGCAUGUACAACCCCGACUGCGAGGACAGCGGUGUGUUUAAGGCCAGGCAGUGCAACCAGUCCAGCACCUGCUGGUGCGUGAACACGGCGGGCGUGCGCAGGACCGAGAAGGGAGGCAGCAGCCUGAGCUGCAGCGAGCUGGUCCGGACCAGGUGGAUCUACAUUGAGCUGACACACAAGAGGAGCUCCAGCGCCUUCGCUGUUCCCGACGUGGCCAAGGCCCUGACGCAGCUGUUUGAGAGCAGGUACAAGCUGCACCCCAAGUACAUUGCGGCCAUCAAGUACGACCCCCCCCUCAUCCAAAUCCGCCUGGACCAGAACAAGAAACCCAGGUGGGAUGUAGAUAUAGCUGACGUGGCCUAUUACUUUGAAAAAGACGUGAACAAUGACUCCGUGUUUCCAUCUAACAGCAAAUUAACUGUCUUGGUCAAUGGAGAUGCUCUGGCUAUUGAGAAGCUGGGGAUUUACUAUGUGGAUGAAAAGCCCCCAGAGUUCUCCAUGAGGCAGCUGGCAGCUGGCAUUGGUGCUGUGGUCACCGUGGUGCUCCUCACGGCUGGCAUCGGCAUCGCUGUGCUGCUCAUCCUCAGGUGGCUGCGCACAAGGACAUAUAAAAAAUUUGAGUGUAAAGAAAUGAGGGAAAUUAAAGCCCCAAGCUUAGAGCUGCCCUGA
This is a messenger RNA of Camarhynchus parvulus, 930 nucleotides long. RefSeq names its product tumor associated calcium signal transducer 2 (gene TACSTD2). Gene Ontology annotation, cellular component: membrane. The transcript has a single exon. Lineage: Eukaryota; Metazoa; Chordata; Aves; Passeriformes; Thraupidae. The record is from RefSeq and is a predicted model, not a curated record. Bases 1 to 930 code for a protein of 309 amino acids.